UCUCAUAUCAUUUCUUGUUCAUCACAAGCACUUUCUCAGUUAAUCCAUUCUCUGAUUUUUCCAAUUUCAACUUCUUCAUGGCAAAUCUUGGAGUUGGAACUACACAAAGAAUACCAACUUCCUCAAAACCAUCCCCAACAACUGACAAACAUGAACCAAAAGAACAACAUGAAAAAUCAUUUGCUGAUUUCAAAUUCUAUUGUCCAAUUAACAUUCCCUUAACAUCAGAAGCUGCAGCAUCACGCAUCAUAAGAAACUUUGGGAAUUUUGGACUAUACUACACACUUUUGGUUUGGAUCAUACUCUUCAUAUACCUCAUACCGGAUCGAAAAGUGUCUUUGAUUCUGUUGGUUAGCAUGACUUAUGUGACAACCCUUUAUUGUUUAAUACUAAGGUCAUUUCCUAAUUCAGUUGUGCUUCACAAAAUCAUGGAUAAAAGGAUUGUCUUGAGUUUGUUAUUUAUUGCAACUGCGGUUCAGAUGAUUUUGACUGAUGCAGGCAUUCAGUUUGCAAUUACUUUGACCUCUAGUGUGCCUGUAGUUUUGCUUCAUGCUGUUUUAUGGAUCGGUAGUUAUGAAUAUGAUGCCUAUGAGACUCUGGAAGGUACCGGUAAAGAAGAAUUGGCUCCUAUUACUGGCGGACAUAAUGAUAUUGAAGCUCAGAACUCGGAUGCGGUUUGAAUGUUCCUGAGAAGUCCUUGUGUUACAAGUCCUUAUCUUUUAUAGAACUUUGCAAGGAAAUAAUGUACAAUAUGGCAUAAACUUCAUUAUAGAAGGUUCGUGAGACAUGGUGCUUCACUUUUAUCGUUCAAAUUGUCGAAACAAAUAGACAGAGAGAUAUCUUGUUAGCACUCUACCAGAUUUUGUUUUUAGAGUUUUUAUUUAUCAUUCUCGAAUUGUAAAUUUUUGUGCUUUGUUGUUUUGGCACGUUGUCACUAUUUGUGCACUAUUUUGAAACUCCACUGUAAUCUCAUUUGAUCAUAACGGAUUUCUUUAGUCUUGAGUGACGACCCCUGAAUUUUAAUCUCAAAAUGAACAUUGAAGGGUUUUUCAUGUUAAAAUAUCGGCGUUUUCUUGUGCCU
This is a messenger RNA of Trifolium pratense (red clover), 1081 nucleotides long. Its product is annotated as PRA1 family protein F1-like. The record is from RefSeq and is a predicted model, not a curated record. NCBI's taxonomy places the organism in Eukaryota, Viridiplantae, Streptophyta, Magnoliopsida, Fabales, Fabaceae. Bases 78 to 680 code for a protein of 200 amino acids. The transcript has 2 exons.